This is a messenger RNA of Helobdella robusta, 180 nucleotides long. RefSeq lists its product as hypothetical. Gene Ontology annotation, molecular function: RNA polymerase II transcription regulatory region sequence-specific DNA binding; DNA-binding transcription factor activity, RNA polymerase II-specific. Lineage: Eukaryota; Metazoa; Annelida; Clitellata; Rhynchobdellida; Glossiphoniidae. The transcript has a single exon. The annotation marks the transcript as partial. Gene Ontology annotation, cellular component: nucleus. The record is from RefSeq and is a predicted model, not a curated record. Gene Ontology annotation, biological process: regulation of transcription by RNA polymerase II.
AAGAAGAAAACACGGACCGUAUUUUCGAGAAGCCAGGUUGCCCAGUUAGAAAGCAUGUUUGUGGCCAAGAGAUACUUAUCAAGUGCAGAAAGAUCAAAUUUGGCCUUGACCUUGAAAUUAACCGAAACGCAAGUUAAAAUCUGGUUUCAAAAUCGACGAAAUAAAUGGAAGCGACAAAUU